GUGGCUAUCACGGGCGAAGGAAUUGUCAGCAUUCCACCAGAGUAGAAAAAUAUACAAGGGAGUGUGUCAUUUUCGUUAUCUUCUUCUUUGCAAAGUGCAAACAUGAUCAAAGGUGGCACCAUUCUCUUUUUUUCAUCUGUGAAAGUCUUUCAUUCCUCUACCCGCUUCCCCUUCAACUCCCCUGUUUAGCAAUUAAUGCUUGUCUUUUAAUUCCCUCCUUUUCUUCUCCUACCCCCUUUUACCAUCUCCUCCAUCUUACUUACAUAAAUUCUCAUGAUUUUUCUCUUCACCAUGCAUCCCAACUCUCCCACCUGACGGCUCCACUACUGUCCGUUCUGUGACUCUCUCUCUCUCUCUCUCUCUCUCUCCUGGUGGGUGUUCUUGUUUAUUCUUUUCACUUCAACUCUUACAUUCAUCUCGCUUGUUCUUCAUUUUCUUAACACCCAUUAUUCCGCAUUAGGUAUGUGGCUUUUUGGUUUUGUUUUCUCACGAAUUCACGUUGAAUAAUUCUGAUUUUUCUGUUCUCGAAUUGGGUCUUUAUUUGAUUCAACCCAGAUUUGUUUUUUUUUUCUUUGUUGGGCACUCGAAAGUGUUAAUCCAUCUCAAUUUUCCAUCGACUGACAUGGGUAGUUUUCUUUCUGGGUCCAAGAUUCAUGUACUUUCCGCAUUUAUUUGCUGGGGACUUCUAUCUUUUUCACAACUUUCUCCUGCAAAAGAAAAACUCUGUUCGCAUCUUCACUUCGCUUUAUGAGUUAUUCCCCAGUGGCUUUUUUGUUCCCAUUUUCACAAGUCGAUUUUGAUUUCUGAAAUUUUUUCUGUUUCUCAAUUUGGGUCCUCAUUAGAUUCCCCCCAAAAGUGUUAAUCCACCACAAUUUGUUCCAUCCAUUGGUUCAUUUUCUUUGUGGAUCCAAUUUCAAUGCCUCCUGCCUACUUCCCACUCCGGUGGGAGAGCACCGGAGACCAGUGGUGGUAUGCCUCACCCAUUGACUGGGCAGCUGCCAAUGGCCUCUAUGAUCUGGUCAGGGAGCUUCUCCACCUUGAUACCAAUCUCCUCAUCAAACUCACCUCCCUUCGGCGAAUCCGACGCCUCGAAACCGUCUGGGACGAUGAAUCCCAGUUUGAUGAUGUUGCCAAAUGCCGCUCUCAUGUUGCCCAACAACUCUUGCUUGUCUGCCAAAACACAAGAGGCCACAACUCUCUCGUUCGGGCCGGGUACGGCGGAUGGCUCCUGUACACUGCUGCCUCUGCUGGGGAUGUGGAUUUUGUUAAGGAAUUGCUAGAUAGAGACCCUCUCCUUGUGUUUGGGGAAGGAGAGUAUGGUGUCACUGAUAUAUUUUACGCAGCGGCCAGGAGCAAGAACUCCGAGGUUUUCAGGCUUCUGCUCGAUUUCUCGAUCUCCCCAAGGUGUUUUCAUGGAAAUGGAGGAGAAUUAGAGGGCCAAUCAGAUGAAAUCUCCGGAGUGUUUAGGUGGGAAAUGAUGAACAGGGCUGUUCAUGCAGCAGCUAGAGGAGGGAAUUUGGAGAUGUUGAAGGAACUUCUCAGACAUUGCUCUGAUGUUUUGGUUUAUAGAGAUGCUCAGGGAUCCACCAUUUUGCACACAGCAGCUGGCAGAGGACAGGUUGAGAUAGUUGAGGAUAUACUAGAAUGCUUUGAUAUUGCUGCAUCCAUGGACAAUCAAGGGAACACAGCUUUAAAUGUGGCUUCUUACCGGGGUUACUUAGCUGUGGUUAAGGUUCUGAUUCUGAAAUCUCCCUCAUCUGCCUUCUUAACAAACAAUUGUGGGGAUACUUUCCUUCAUAUGACAGUGGCUGGUUUCCAUACCCCUAGCUUCCGACGACUAGACCGGCAGAUUGAGCUCAUGAAGCAGUUGGUAAGCGGAAAGAUUGUGAAUAUGCAAGACAUCAUCAAUGUGAGAAACAGUGAUGGAAGAACUGCUCUUCACAUGGCUGUGAUUGAGAACAUUCAGUCUGAUGUGGUGGAACUCCUCAUGAAUGUGUCAUCAAUCAAUUUGAACAUUCGCGACACCGAUGGAAUGACUCCACUAGACCUUCUCAAGCAAAGGCCACGAUCAGCAUCUUCUGAAAUACUGAUCAAGAGGUUGAUAUCAGCAGGUGGAAUCUCCAACUGUCAAGAUCAUACAGCAAGAAUUGCCCUUGUUUCUCAUCUAAAAGUGCAGGGUAUUGGGAGCAGUCCUGGAACUUCUUUCCGAGUUCCUGAUGCAGAGAUAUUCUUGCACACUGGCGUUGAGAACGAAUCCAAUGCUAGUAUUGAUGCAGCGAAUAUUGAAUUUAGUACAUGCUCGAGCGAACUAGGCCAGUGUGACUCAGAUAUUGACUUGAACCUGUCUGAUAGCAAGAGAUCAGGUUCCAUAAGCUAUGCUGCUAGGCGCCUGAGGACUCUCCUACGAUGGCCUGGGAGGAAAGACAAAAGACCUUAUAGCACAAAGUUUGAAGACAAUGACGACGACUCAGAUUCAUACACCAUGUAUCGAAACAUAGAAGAUCGUCUGACCCCGCUUCGACAGAGGUUUUCGAAACUGUCGUCCCUUCCAAACAACGAAAGGGCACUUUAUGCCAGGAGCAAUCUCCCAAGUCCAUCCACCAAGAAGGAAUUUGCAGCAGGGCUAAUGCACGGGGUAAUUCAGGUAUUGCCUUCAAGUCCUUGUUCUCGAUCGAACUUUUCCUCGCCUACUUCAGUAUAUAGGCAAAAGAACCUCCUCUUUGCAAACAGUAUUUUGAGACCUUUGUCAAGAAGCAACUCUUUCAAUUGUGGAACACCACAAUUGAGCCACAGGCAAGCUUCUUUCAAUAAGAAGCUGAUGAACCAGUACUUCUGCUUUGGGGCGCAAAGCAUAGCCAUGGAAGACUCACUCAGCUGUGCGAGGCCAAAUCCAAGUUAGGAAGAAUGGAGAACCACUAGUGCAGCAGGAUUUUGGUGAAGUCCUUGGGAUUUUUCCCCAUCAUCUUUUGGUGUGUAGACGAGCAUAAAGUGUGCAGAAAUAUGUAAAUGGGUAGUCAGGUAUCUUAAAUAAUGCAGAAUGGAUGUUCUAGAGAGCUGAAAAAAGUGUGGCGUUCAUCCAUUACCCCUCUUGUUCAAUUUGUUAACAUCUGUAUGCUUUCAAUUAAUGUCAUGUUUGGUUUGUGGAAUAGAAUAAAAUAGGAAAGAAAUGGAGUGAAAAUUUGAUC
Malania oleifera is the source of this 3185-nucleotide messenger RNA. RefSeq lists its product as uncharacterized. The transcript has 2 exons. The coding region runs from base 917 to 2899 and encodes 660 amino acids. The record is from RefSeq and is a predicted model, not a curated record. Gene Ontology annotation, molecular function: protein binding. NCBI's taxonomy places the organism in Eukaryota, Viridiplantae, Streptophyta, Magnoliopsida, Santalales, Ximeniaceae.